Scleropages formosus (Asian bonytongue) is the source of this 1320-nucleotide messenger RNA. RefSeq lists its product as uncharacterized. The transcript is spliced from 6 exons. Bases 1 to 1023 code for a protein of 340 amino acids. Gene Ontology annotation, biological process: response to bacterium. The record is from RefSeq and is a predicted model, not a curated record. Lineage: Eukaryota; Metazoa; Chordata; Actinopteri; Osteoglossiformes; Osteoglossidae.
AUGAUAGGACCGAUCACUGCCGUGGUGCUGCUGUUUCAUCCAGGCUUGACUUUUGCCAUGCUCUCUCAGAGUGAUGUGGUGAAGACCUUCCAACUUGGAGACAAUGUCACUCUAAUGUGUACCAUAUCUGUGGGAGCCGGAAGUUAUUUCUACUGGUUCAAGCAGCUGGUGGGGCACCCUCCUCAGUGCAUACUAUCUCUCUAUGUUCACUCAAGUGACCCUGUGUUCUACGGGGAAUUCGAGAAAGAUCGUCGCUUUAUUCUGCAAAAAAACCAGACCAGCAUGGGGCUCACAAUUUUAAAUGCAAAAGCCACCGACGCAGGACACUAUUACUGCUGCACACGGAGCUAUGAGCACAUAUUCUUUGCGAAAGGUGUCUUCCUGACAUAUGAGGGCACAGAAACUACAAACAGAUAUUUUACCGAAAACCUUGUACUUGACGCAGUAAAUCCAGGAGACUCGGUGACUCUGCAGUGUACAGUAGACAGUGAGACCUGUGCAGGAGAACACAGUGUUUACUGGUUCAGACACGGCUCAGGAGAAUCCCUUCCGGGACUCAUUUACACCCAUGGAAAGAGGAGCGAUGAGUGUGAGAAGAGCCCUGAGGCUGGGUCUCCUACACACGGCUGUGUCUACAGCCUCCCCAAGAGGAACCUCAGCCGCUCUGAUGCUGGGAUUUACUACUGUGCUGUGGCCACAUGUGGGAACAUACUGUUUGGAAAUGGGACAAAGCUGGAAAUUGAAGGUUCAGACCCAAAAGACCAAACAAGUCCUUUAAUCGUUGUGCUGGUGGCAUCUAACAUCUUAUGUGUAGUGAUAAUUGUCAUCUUCUGCCUGAAAAGGACAAGAACAAAAGCAGAAGCAAACCAGAAAUUAUCCCCUUUUCCAAAAACAGAGGAGCGACAGCAGAUCAACUACGCCGAGUGCAGUUUCCCAAAGAGGAAGCCCCACACUGGGACAAGGAGGGAUCAGACUGAAAGCCAUGUCCUUUAUUCCGGUGUUCGAUACAAAGAAUGGGACUAAAAACUCACAAUAAAAGGAAUAAACUUCACAUGGGUUCAUGUAGAGGGGUCAGAUCAGCAGCCAUACUAUAUAUUCAGAGGUUAGAGUUGAAGAGAAAAGCACCACAGGAAUAACCCAACAUUUCCUCAUUGUCACAAUGGCAUCUUAUCAGAAAUCCCACUAGGAAAUCUCUUGAAUUCAAAAUCUUGUGAUAACCUUAAAGGAAUACAUUACAAGCAAUAAUGUUUCCUCUAAGUGUAAAUCCAGGGAUUAGUCAGACUUUUAUACAAGAGAUUUUCAAUAACACCCUCUUUUCCA